Messenger RNA from Solanum dulcamara, 3111 nucleotides. RefSeq lists its product as uncharacterized. The transcript has 8 exons. The record is from RefSeq and is a predicted model, not a curated record. The coding region runs from base 2261 to 2830 and encodes 189 amino acids. Lineage: Eukaryota; Viridiplantae; Streptophyta; Magnoliopsida; Solanales; Solanaceae.
AUUUUGGGUUUAGUAGCUUGCAUACAGUUGAACUUGUUUAUCUUUUUAUAGUUACUAAAAGAUGGCCUCCAGGCUAUAAAAUCCAAAAUUAUUGAAAUUAAAGAAACUUGUUUUUUUUUUUACAUAUAUCAGAAUGUCAAAUAGACAUGUUGUUAUUUUAUGGUGCCACCUAUCGCACUAAGCUAACACAAGAAGUAAAGUUUGGAAACUAAUUAACAUAAGAAAUUUUACUGUGGAAAAUUCCUUAAUCAAUAGAGUGAAAAAUCAUGACCUACUCUCGUAGUUUGCUCAAAAUCUCCACCAAAACUCGACCAAAAUUUUAGGUUACAUCUCUAUAACCAAAAAGACUAACUCCUUAGUACCCCUUACCCUUCCUAGUUGUAACUACCUUUUUCAAGAUUCUACCCCAAUCUUGAUAGCCUUUACAACUCGAGGAACAAACAUCUAUUACAAAAUGUGUAUAAAGUAAAUAGGUUACAAUUCAGGAUCUAUCAACUAAGCAACUCGACUACUAAAGCAAUAGCUUCUUAGGAACAUGUUCUCUUCGUUGAUAGUUGACUCUCACAAAGCACUCCUCUCAAUGACUACUAUUUGCUAAGAAUAAAUCUUAAUGUGUGCAAAUAGCAUCUAUCUUCAAUGACAUCAAUAUGGUGCUUUGUAUAAGAGAGGUUAUGGUUGAAUAUUUUCUUGCCUUCUUGCUCCAAAACCUAUUGGAAUUUGGUCAAGAAAUCAAAUCCUUAUUGGACUUGGUUUCCUUACAUGUUUCGACCUUCACGUGUGACUUCUCCUAAACCCAAAACUCUUUCCUUUUGUGCAAUUAUGGUAAUCUUCCACGUUGAGUUCCAGGAGUCUUCUGUUUCACUUUUGAGUCUACCACCAAUUCAUUGGCCAGAAGAGCAUUUAACCUUUGUCUCCCCUUCAAGGAUGCCAUUUGAUGUUUAUCUACCAAUUUGUCCAUGACAGUCUUCAAUCUUUCUGUGAUCAACUUAGAGAUAAUUUGAUAAACUCCCCCAAUUAGGCUUAUUGGCCUAACGUCUUUCAAUUCUUCUGCACCAUGCUUCUUAGGGAUUAAUGCUAUUAAGGUAGCAUUAAAAGACUUCUCAAAAAAUUCAUUCUAAUAGAGCUCAUCAAGUCCUCUCUCAAAACUUCCCAACAAGACUUGUAAAAACCCAUUGUGAAACCAUCUGGGCCUGGGGGUCUAUCUAGAGAACAUUGAGUGAUACCCUGGUAGACCUCAGUUUUUGUGAAUGGCUUUGAAGCCAAUCUUGUUCUUCAUUUGUGAUCUUCAGACAGUCUGUUUAGUCAAAUGUAGGUCUCCAUGCUUUAGAUUCUGAGUAAAGUUUUUGUAAAAGUCUACCAUAGCCAUCUUGAUACCCUCUGGUUCUAGAGCUUCUUCUCUCCUUACCACCAACCUAUCAAUAGUAUUGUAUCUCUUAUGAGCUGUUGCCAUCCUUUUGAAAAAUCUAUUAUUUUUGUGCCCCUGUUGAAGCCAAAGAACUCUAGAUUUUUCCUCCAACUUGGCUCCCCAUUUUUGGCCAAGUCGUCUAGUUCUACUACUACUGUUGUCUGUUCCCCUUAUCAUCAUCUCCUCCUCAGUCAGUUCUUUGGAGUCAAGAACAUGAUCUAGGUUUGUUAAUUCUUUUAGCAGACUAUUCUUUCUGUUACAUUCUCACUGGACUUUUCUUUACUCCAGAAGGAAUGCCUUUGAGUGAGAGCAGAAUGUAGGAACAAAGCUUCCCGGAGUCCAUCGAUUUAUUCCCAAUCCCGUCUUGUUCUCUCACCAACUUGAAUAGCUUAUGGACUUUGAGCUUUUUCUUCAGUAACUGAAGUUUAAGAAAUUUUAGGUUACAAUGCUAAAACCAACGGGACUAACUCCUUAGUACCUUACACUUCCUAGUUGUAACUGUCCCUUUCAAGAUUCUACCACAAUUUUGAAAGCCUUUACAACUCGAGGAACAAACACCUAUUACAAAACGUACAUGAAAAUAGGUUACCAAUUAAUAACUAUCAGCUAAGCAACUCGAGAACUAAAGCAAUAGCUUCUUAGGAAUAGGUUCUCUUCAUUGACAGUUGCUCCUACAAAUAGAGGCGAAUCUACGAUUUCUUAAAGAUGGGUGUGCUACUAAAGAAGGGAGAAAAAAAUGCAUCAAGUGGGACUUGAUCCUUGUACCUCUAGGAAUUUUCAAGUUAUGCAAGAAUUAGGCUCCAUUCAAAUACUUGAUUUUUUAAGCCAGACAGUUGAAACUUUUGAAGAUAAACAAUGAAAAGUAAAUCGCUUUCAAGAAAUAGAAAUUAUGUUGAAAGGGGAAUUGGGGAGGAUGUUGCAUUGAAUAAAUCAAGCAUGGAGGUUGAUUUUGGCAAUUUGAUAUGGGUCCAGCUCAACGGUCAAUCGUGGCUUGGUCAGGUCGUUGAUGAGAAAGUUGUAGGUGGGAACAAAAAGCCCACAAAAAAGGUAGCUGGUGAAGUCCUUGUUCGGUUGUAUGGAAGCUACACAUAUUUGUAUGUGGAUCCUAUUAAAUCUCAAUUGGAAUAUGAGAAGAUAAUUGAGAGAUACAAUGGCAGUCUUGUUAACAUACUAGGUGAAGCUCUAAAGCAGGAUCUCCUUCAUCUCAAAUCUGGUGCAAUGAAGAUGGAAGACAUACAAUCUAAGGCAGAAACUCUAGGCGCUGCUGCAUCUCGAGGCAAAGGAAACAACAAAAGUCAGGACAUGACACCCUCAACUUCUGCAAUAGCAUCGGCAGGAGAAUAUGCACCUAGAAGACGUCGAAUGAAGGUAAUGCAAGCGCUUGGUUUGAUGGCUCCUCCUGGAUCACCAUUUCAUCCAAAGUAAUGUGUCCCUGUGACUCUGGAAUCUGUUGCCUGUAGUCCAUUUACUGAUCAUGCUAUGAACCAUUACCCUCAUGAGGCAUAGUAUUGUUGAUACUAACAGCUAGAUGUAAUAUUAAAUAAUUCAAGAAAGUUUUCAUCCAAAAGUAACGUGUCUCUCAAUGACAGAUCAGUUGUCUGUAGUCGACUUGUUGAUGAUCUUGAAGUAAAUAUCUAGGACUGAUUUGACAAUGACAAUUAUGUUUGGGAUUGAUAUAGUGAUUAUUGUUGAUGCUAACAUAUGAA